ACAGGUUUAACAUACAACGAAGAAGCAGUGCACAUUUUGAUGUACAGUUUUAAGAAUAUUUCACUGUAGUUUUACACCAUUUCUUCAGUUGUUUACAGCCAGAAAUGUCAGGAAUACCACCAGAUUCAUGGCAGCCGGCAACGGUUUCACUAGAGACUACAAUGGGAACCAUUGUAUUGGAACUGUACUGGAAACACGCACCUAAAACCUGCAAGAACUUUGCAGAACUAGGCAGAAGAGGAUAUUACAACAACACCAAGUUCCAUCGCAUCAUUAAAGACUUCAUGGUCCAGGGUGGUGACCCAACAGCAACAGGCCGUGGUGGUGCAUCUAUAUAUGGGAAACAGUUUGAGGAUGAACUUCACCCAGAGCUAAAAUUUACAGGUGCUGGAAUCCUUGCGAUGGCUAACGCAGGCCCAGACACUAACGGGAGUCAGUUCUUUCUGACCUUGGCACCCACACAGUGGCUGGAUGGCAAACACAGUAUAUUUGGGCGGGUUUGCCAGGGCAUCGGUGUUCUCAAUCGGAUUGGUAUGGUGGAGACCAACAGUCAAGACCGCCCUGUCGAUGACAUAAAGAUACUCAGAGUCACUCUGCCAAACUGAAACACCUGCCUGACUCAGUUCCUCAAGGUUUCUUAUAUUUUGUACCAUUUUUUUCUAACAAUAAACGCAUGGUUUGUAAUUUGUCA
This is a messenger RNA of Colossoma macropomum (tambaqui), 691 nucleotides long. RefSeq names its product peptidylprolyl isomerase (cyclophilin)-like 1 (gene ppil1). The record is from RefSeq and is a predicted model, not a curated record. The coding region runs from base 105 to 605 and encodes 166 amino acids. Gene Ontology annotation, molecular function: peptidyl-prolyl cis-trans isomerase activity. Gene Ontology annotation, cellular component: catalytic step 2 spliceosome. Gene Ontology annotation, biological process: protein folding; protein peptidyl-prolyl isomerization. The transcript is spliced from 4 exons. Lineage: Eukaryota; Metazoa; Chordata; Actinopteri; Characiformes; Serrasalmidae.